GAAAAUAACGAGUUUCGGAAAAACAUUCAACAACUCUAUAAUAUUCUACAUGAUGCUCCCGUAAAGGUUGAAGUGAAUUUUUAGAAGCCCAGCAAUAUAAUAUUUACAAAUAUGCUACUUAUAUCUUUGAAUGCGUAAAAAAAUUUUUAGACCCUUUUAUAACUAUAAUUUACUGAAAAUUAAUAUAAAAUUAAUACCGAAGGAAGUAUCCUGGAGUUGUAUAUAUCUAGGACAUUCAUUCUUGUUUUGAAAAAAAGAACUCUAAAUUAGUAUAAUAGAAAAAUUAAGAAUCUUUUUGGUUUUAUUACUUUUCUAUUUUCAGGAACAUUUAAAAGCAAUGCUGGAUGCCAUUUACGAAGAUAAUGUAAAUGUUAGAGGUUAUACAGCCUGGAGUCUUAUGGACAACUUUGAAUGGAUGUUUGGAUAUGCGCAUCGAUUUGGAUUGUAUUACGUCGAUCUUACUGAUCCUCAGCGACCAAGAACCCCCAAAAGAUCUGCACUCUAUUAUAAAGAGAUCGUCCGUACCAGACAACUCACCUAUGAAAAAUUGAAAUAGCUUUCAUUAACGAAGUAUUUAUAUCCGCUAAGUAUUGAAGUUAUUUAUUGUUAUAAGAUAAACAUAGUAUAAUAAAUAAAAAUAAAGCACUUU
Messenger RNA from Agrilus planipennis (emerald ash borer), 649 nucleotides. Its product is annotated as myrosinase 1-like. The transcript is spliced from 2 exons. Gene Ontology annotation, biological process: carbohydrate metabolic process. NCBI's taxonomy places the organism in Eukaryota, Metazoa, Arthropoda, Insecta, Coleoptera, Buprestidae. The record is from RefSeq and is a predicted model, not a curated record. Gene Ontology annotation, molecular function: beta-glucosidase activity. Bases 338 to 556 code for a protein of 72 amino acids.